Messenger RNA from Fonsecaea multimorphosa CBS 102226, 3474 nucleotides. RefSeq lists its product as uncharacterized. The transcript has a single exon. The coding region runs from base 1 to 3474 and encodes 1157 amino acids. The record is from RefSeq and is a predicted model, not a curated record. NCBI's taxonomy places the organism in Eukaryota, Fungi, Ascomycota, Eurotiomycetes, Chaetothyriales, Herpotrichiellaceae.
AUGUGUACCCUGAAGCGCCUCCUUUCGCCUUUUCUUUGCUGCUUUGGCAUCCGUCCUUCUGAAGACCAUACAGCAUCUGACCUCCAGACCCUCCCUUCAGCUCUUUCGGUGCAACUACCUGCUUCGCAGAUCCCACACGCUGUCAGCCAACCUGGUUCACAAACCGCAGACACAGAAGCCCUCCGCGAACUUUUCCGGUCCUCUUCUUCAGUCCGUGGCUACCGAACUGCCUCUCUACCAUCAGGAUCGAAUCUCCGAAGAGAGCCGUCCUUGGACACUGAUCUUAAGCUUGGGUCACAAUGUCAACCUCGGAAACAGCCCAGCCGGUUAGAGCAAUUGGGCAAUCACAUUAAGCAAAAGCUCUCAGAGUCGAGACUGAGCAAGAGCAGCUCCAAACCUCAAAUAGCAUCUGAAAAUGCCCUUCACGAUUCGACAGGACGUGACAAUGCACAGUUGGGAAUGAGUGCCCCUGGGGGCACGCUGAGCCAGCGAUCCACUGGUCUCCUUGAACUUCUCAUGUCGCGGACUGCUAGUGAGGGUGGCUAUGAUAGCGACGCAAAAAGUAUCCAGACAGCUGCGCUGAAGGCGAGCGAUGGCACAAUCAAGUUGAGUCCACAAAGAAUGCUGAGCCUAUCUUCACCGGCUGACAUUCAACCCAUUGCCACCGACGGCCCUCCGCCGCCAUCACCGACAGACACUCAUGCUCCCGAGGCCCCUCAAAUUGAAGCUGAUCACCCAAAACAAGGUUCCACACCUUCCACUCCAUCCGCUUCAUUGAAUGCUUCCUCUACAAGAGUUGUCCAGUCUGGGAAACAUGAGUUGCCUCUAGAAGCCCCGAAACAUGUCACCGAUCGAGAAGUGGAUGGUAUCAUCGAGCUGGCAGAGGCAUCCGCCCUUAGGGCGGCGCCCGCCUUCGUCGCUUCUGAGAUUCAAGAGCAUGAUCCCUUCACCAGUUCUCCAUUAAAAGACGGUGCAUUGUCUAAACGUGAUUGCAAAGACUUUGCUGGAGUGCUCAAGAUGCUGGGCGAUAAUGUUUCCCGGGCCAAAAGAGAGAGCCAGAUCUCCAAUGCGACAAAUCCACGGGCCAGUUUGGUGUCACAGUUGGAUCCGAACCUGCUCGAUUUCAUCUCGACAAAUGGCGAACGGCCAUCGGCUGAGAUUUCAGGAAGGACAUCUGAUGGCAAUGCCGCUGCAUUCGUGGUCAAAUCGGAUCCAUUGGUCACGGCCAACAUGGAUCCUGCUAACGCGUCAAUACUCAGAAGGGAAGGCAUAUCCAGAAAGGAUCCUUCUUCGCUCUCUGGUUCUGACCGAAACUCAGUUCAUCUGUACAACAUGCGAAUCUCUCAACGCCUCGCCAGUCCAUCCUUCGUUGCUGCUUCCUCCAGACCGAACACAAGCCACACAACAAUUCAGCCGCCACGAGAGACUUCUCCAGAUUCCAGUCCCUCGACCAGGCAGAUAUCCAUGGCUAGCAAGAUCGGAGGUCUUAUCACUGUUGAGCACAACAGAAGACCCUCGGAUCCAGAAACGAAACGACUCUUCGAAGGCGACUUGGCUAGACGGCGGGCAUCCUCUAGUCGGAGACCGGGGACUUCACCAGGCCACACUACCGCGUUUGGAAACCCUAUGCCCCUUUCUUGCACCGAAGAUGCGUCAUCAUUCUACUGGAGUGACGGUGAAUGCGACGAUGUCGGACCGUCUAGGCGAAGAACACACAAGACAAAUCCAAACAGCAUUGCAAUCGGUGGGAGAUCAGAAUCUAUCAGCAUACCCAUAGGGUCUUCUAGUGCCAGCAUUGGUAAUAUGUCAGUUGCAGAGGAGGGUGCCUGGUUUAGCAGAAAGUCUCCACAGCAGAAACAGGUGAUUGAACAAAAGAGCGGAUUCCACGAACCCUCUCAGAGGAAUAGAAGUGUCAGUAUGCCAGAUCGAAGUAAUCCUGAUUCCUGGCCACAUCUAGCUGUACCGUGGCGGCGGCUUCAGAAAUCAACCGAAGAAAAUGAAGCAAUGAGCGAAAUCAGCACCGAUCACUUACAAGACGCUAGGAAAGAACAGUUGACGGAAAUCAGUGCCCAAGCCAUUCGUGACAUACACAAUGAAAGGAUGAGCGAAAUUGAACCUCGGGGCCCCAACAAAUCCCAAGAGUCUGCCACCAACAUGUGGCAGAGAUCUCUCAGACAAGCUUUGGAAGAGCCUGAAAAGGACACAAUAGGCGGUUUUCUCACAUCCCCAAAAUUUGACCGUGACGGCAGGCCGAGAAGUAUGAGGUCGAGUAUCAGUGCGGUACAAUCAUCUCAUCACAGCCACCGCGACUCGGACGCAGAACUUGACUUGGACUCCUUGCAAGAGAUCCAAAUCCGGAAUGAAUCACCAAGGCCCGAAGAGCGGCGUCGUCUUCAGGUCUGUAUAAAGAAACCUGAUCCCCUACCAACCGUGCACCCCAGACGAAGCACUGCCAACAUCGAUGCAGGAAACCCGACGCCUAAUACUAGGUCGGGCAAGAAAACUUCGAGGAAAAAGAGCAUAUUGGAUAUUGGUAGACGGUUCACGGUCAUCGGAGCCUCUAACGAAAGUGAGAAGGCUUCAGGUGCGAGCACACCACUAAAGGAUCUCUUCGGUCACUGGGGACGCUUCCCCAGCCACACAAGAGAGGAUAGGUGCGGCUCUGCAGGGCCAAAAGACGGUGUUGCCAUACGAGACUUUGCUCUAGACUAUCAGGAUGAAAAUACGCCUUCAUCCCUAACGCCACGGUCGCCUUGGGCCGGAUCCAUGACGACACGAGGUCUGCACACCCCUGGAUCUUGGAAGAUGCUGCACCUUGUCAAGAAAGACGGUGGAGACAAAGCCAGAAACAAGAGUAUACGAGGCACGCAGUCCCUGGUGGUGCGGCACAAGAAGAGCCGCAAAGGACUCGCAGGGAGAUGGAAAAGACUGUACCGCAGCAGCAGUGCUGAACUCAGAGCAUACGCGCUCACCCAUGGACAUCGGAGUAGCAUAAGUGUGGGCGCCAGUGUCGAAUAUCCGGAGCUUGAAGUUAUCGCCGGGGAUGGUGAUGAACGUCGGAUUGGUGCCUGUGAGGUGUUCGACCGGCGACCGGAUAUGGAUGGACCUGCUGAAACCGACCACCUCCAAGACCGUCAAGUGGUAAAUCGUUUGCAUGAUCGCUCCUUUGAACCUUUGGAUACUCAACCUUGGACUCGUAUGUAUCAAGAUUGUGUUGGGAGUCUCUCAGCCUUGAGAAGCGAUCCCGACCUGAAAUUCGGUGGUCUCGGGGACGGUCCCCAUCGAUUGUAUGAUCGGCAUCUCACCAGCGACAGUGUGCAAAGCGAGGAGUUGAGGGACAGCACUGUCGAUUUCGAACGGCAACUUGGGAGGGAACACGAGACAGUCACAGAGGCGCUUAUCCGCAAGAUCGAGGGUAUGGAUCACAGUGAGGAGCGAUUGGAUGUCAACACAAUAGCCUCAGUCAAGGGCUAA